Molecule: messenger RNA, 1119 nt
Organism: Pleurotus ostreatus (oyster mushroom)
Lineage: Eukaryota; Fungi; Basidiomycota; Agaricomycetes; Agaricales; Pleurotaceae
Exons: 5
Coding region: 1-1119 (372 amino acids)
Molecular function (GO): protein binding
Source: RefSeq, a predicted model, not a curated record
AUGGGUCGUACUCGAACCAAGAAGAAGGCUAAAGCCACAGAAUCGAGUUCGAAGAACCCACCAUCAGUGCAAGCUUUACUAGAGAAAGCUGAAUCUCUCAUCGAGCAGUGCGACUAUGAUCUAGCCCUGCGAUUUAUCAAGCGAAUACUGGACCAAGAGCCAAAAAAUGUCGUAGCGAGGGAGAUGCUUGGAGUUGCCUUGCUUGAGACGGGAGAUCUGGUAGAGGCAAAGGAGACAUUUUUGACGCUGAUCCCACCGAACCCUGAUGCCCCUUCGCCUCCACCGCCAUCUGCAUACCUUUACUUAGCUCAGCUGAGCGACGAUGACCCCAAAUCUUCAUUGUCGUACUAUCAGAGCGCGAUCGACGUGUUUGGCGUCCAACUGAAGGGCAAGGAACGGGCAACCGCUGGAGACGGAGCGGGGGAUGAUUCUGAGAUCAAGAGCAACAUUGUCCGAGCACUCAUCGCGAUGGUAGAAAUAUGGAUGGACCCCUCGUACGAUCUAUGUUUCGAGCCGGAUGCGGAGAAGACAUGCGAGGGACUCCUCAAUCAUGCUCUCCAAGUCGACCCAGGGAAUUCCGAGGCUCUCCAAGCUCUUGCUUCAGUGCGCAUGUCUCAAGAACGCCCGGACGAUGCAAAAGCCUGCUUAGAAGAAGCGUGGUCUACAUGGAAGGACCUGGAUCCAGAUGAUCCGCGUCUUCCCCCGCUCUCUUCCCGUCUGUCGAUGGUCAAGCUAUUCCUCGAGCUGGCGCUGUAUACGCCUGCUCUACUCGUACUAAAGGGGAUCAUGGACAAUGAUGAUCAAGACGUUGAAGCGUGGUACCUGGAGGGGUGGUGUUUCUAUCUCAUGUCCGAACAAGCCAAAGAGAGUGGUGGCUCCCUCGAUGAAAUGACUUCGGAAGAACUAGCGAAAGACUCGAGAGAUUGUCUGGAUACGUGUGUGGUUUUACACACAAACCAGGAGCACCCUGAUGAACCGUUACUCGAUCACGCGAAGGAAUUAAUAUCCAAGCUCGAAGCCCUGGGUAUUCAAACUUCGCCGGUAGAAGAAGAAGAACCCGAAGGCGAGGUCGAAUGGGAAGAUGUUGACAGCGAAGACGAGGAUGUGGAGAUGGCUUAG